CCAGACAUUAACCCGGAGAAGAUUGUUUUUAAGAUUAGUAAUACAUCACAUGGUAUUACUGUAACAUGGCGGAUACCACAUCCAGAAAAAAAUCCCAAAUGUUAUUCAACUGAAGUGGAAUACAAGAGCCAAUGUGUCAAAGACUGGAAGAGAGGUCAGAGGAUUGAAGUUAAACAAGAACAUGAUGUGUAUAAUUUGACCCUGUCCACCCUCAGCAUAAAGGUGAAUUACGAUUUCAGAAUAAGAAUGAAGUGGUGGUGUUUGGACAAGAACUGGAGCAACUGGACAAAAGUGCAAAGUUGGGGAAACAAUAAAGGUGCUUGUAUGGUAGAAUCACCUGCCAGCAUAUGGGUUUAUUUUUUGAUAAUUGUGCUGCCACUGACUGGCUUACUUCUUGUUUAUCUGCUGACUCAACAGGGAAUUAGAAGACGGAUCCUACCUAAAGUACCAGAUCUCAAACACUUCAAAAAUGAAAUCAUGGACAUUGAUCAUUCUCAGUGUUGGGGGAACCUUACGCAGUUGAAUGAUGAGUGCACAACGACAGAUAUUGAGAUUAUUGACAAGAACGAAACGGAAGAGCAACAUCAAAUUUUGGUAAUGCAGCCCAUCGACACCAGCUCUGAGCAACAUGACAACAUGUACUGCAUCUACUCCUCUGAAACAUCUGGUGAAAACACAGAACCACAAUACUCUCAGAUGGUGUUGGGGUAUAUAACCCUCUAAAACCACUGAGAGUGACUGAAAUCAUGUGACUUCUUUUCAGACUGAUUGGUGUAAAACAUUACAAACUUCAUGAGUUGAUCUUUAUUGCUAUCUAGAGACAAAACCUGUCUCAAGUUUGUGGUCAUCACAGUUUGGAAGCUUAGCAUGGCCUUGUUAGCCCCCGCUGGUAGAUCAUGUAACUACACAAUAUGAUACAGAUACAAAAAGCAUCUUUCUCCAUUGACAGCCACUCAAAAUUAGCCAUCCGAUGCAACUAAAGUCUGCUUAUGCUGCUUAUUUCCAGGGCAAAGUCAAACAAGUGCCUUAGAGAUGAAUGCUAAUGGAUAUUUUUCUCUAGGCAUAGAUCUCAUUGCUAAAGUCUGUGAUUAGGAUUAUGGUUAAAGCAAGCUGGAGCAAAGAACAUCAUUCAAGCAUAUCUGUAACAAUGUGAGUGCAAUGCAAUAAUUGGACAAUGGAGGGCACUCUGACUAUCCUGAAGUGUUAAAGAGUUGAACAUAUCAAAGCCAACACACUCUUCACAGCAUCACAGCCCUCUCUUAAGGGAGGAUGUACGUUAAUUUGAAGACUGAUUUAAAAGAUUAAUGUGAAACUGCAUAAUAGAUGUAGAAUUUCAGUGUGAUGGCGUAACAAAGCCAGGGCAGCAGCCACACACUCCGAACUGUUGUGAUUGAUGAACUGGAAAGUGGGUGAGUGAGAAUGAGCAAAUAAUCAUUAAAAGAUAGAAGCAACAGUGAACAGCACACAGGUGGAUAACUAAAAAUGAAAAUAUACACUGUUUCAGUCA
Rhinichthys klamathensis goyatoka is the source of this 1507-nucleotide messenger RNA. It is a transcript of the gene crlf2, whose product is annotated as cytokine receptor like factor 2. The transcript is spliced from 5 exons. Lineage: Eukaryota; Metazoa; Chordata; Actinopteri; Cypriniformes; Leuciscidae. The coding region runs from base 247 to 723 and encodes 158 amino acids. The record is from RefSeq and is a predicted model, not a curated record.